Molecule: messenger RNA, 1600 nt
Organism: Drosophila santomea
Lineage: Eukaryota; Metazoa; Arthropoda; Insecta; Diptera; Drosophilidae
Gene: ND-49
Product: NADH-ubiquinone oxidoreductase 49 kDa subunit
Exons: 6
Coding region: 91-1497 (468 amino acids)
Biological process (GO): mitochondrial electron transport, NADH to ubiquinone
Molecular function (GO): NADH dehydrogenase (ubiquinone) activity; NAD binding; quinone binding
Source: RefSeq, a predicted model, not a curated record
ACGAAAUUUCGAUUGCGGACAAUUCUUCGGCUGUAUUAGCUUCCUGAAUUGUUAAUUUAGAAUCAUCUAAAGAGGAAUUGGACUAUCAGGAUGGCCAAUAUUAUGAGGCGGACCUUGAUUCCCGGACUUUCUCACUUGAGGCUACGGCCACAACUGGUUUCAUUAGGAUCGGCCGCGUUAACUUCUCAGGAGACGCGUCGGGGAGCCGCAAAAUGGUAUCCGGACCCUGAGUUUAUGAAGCAGUUUAGCGGCCCGGUGAUGUAUCCAGACGAGGUCACAUCGCUCUGGAAAGUGCCACCAUGGAACAGCAAGGUAACGCCUGUCGAGAAGUCUGUGCGUAAUUUGACCUUGAACUUCGGCCCACAACAUCCCGCCGCCCACGGGGUCCUUCGUCUUGUGCUGGAGCUGGAUGGAGAGACCGUCAUGCGUGCCGAUCCGCAUAUUGGGCUGCUGCACCGUGGGACCGAAAAGCUCAUAGAGUACAAGACAUACACCCAGGCAUUGCCGUAUUUUGACCGUCUUGACUACGUCUCCAUGAUGUGCAACGAGCAAUGCUACUCGCUGGCUGUCGAAAAGCUCCUGAAUAUCGAUGUGCCUCUUCGUGCCAAGUAUAUUCGAACUCUUUUUGCUGAGAUUACUCGGAUUCUGAAUCACAUUAUGGCCGUCGGAACACAUGCCUUAGAUGUUGGUGCACUAACACCUUUUUUUUGGCUAUUCGAAGAGCGAGAGAAAAUGAUGGAAUUUUAUGAGCGAGUUUCUGGUGCACGGAUGCAUGCUGCCUACAUACGUCCUGGUGGAGUGUCAUUGGAUAUGCCUAUUGGUCUGAUGGACGAUAUCUAUGAGUUUGCAUUAAAGUUUGCCGAGCGGUUGGACGAAGUGGAGGAUGUGUUGACUACAAAUCGAAUCUGGGUGCAGCGGACCGAGGACAUUGGGAUCGUAACCGCAGAAGAAGCCUUGAACUAUGGCUUCAGUGGAGUCAUGUUGCGUGGGUCUGGCAUUAAAUGGGAUCUUCGAAAACAGCAGCCAUAUGAUGCCUAUCAUUUGGUAGACUUUGAUGUUCCCAUCGGCACCAAGGGCGACUGCUAUGACCGAUAUCUCUGCCGGGUCGAAGAGAUGCGCCAGUCCUUAAGAAUAAUUGAUCAAUGCCUAAACCAAAUGCCUGCUGGAGAAAUCAAAACGGACGAUGCCAAGGUGGCGCCUCCGUCACGGUCCGAAAUGAAGACAUCCAUGGAGGCACUUAUUCACCACUUCAAGUUAUUCACCCAAGGAUAUCAAGUUCCACCAGGGGCAACAUAUACGGCAAUAGAAGCUCCGAAGGGUGAGUUUGGCGUUUACCUUAUAUCAGAUGGUUCCAGUCGUCCAUACCGCUGUAAAAUCAAAGCUCCUGGGUUUGCUCACUUGGCAGCUUUAGAGAAGAUUGGAAAGCAGCACAUGCUAGCCGACGUCGUUGCAAUAAUUGGAACUUUGGAUGUCGUAUUUGGGGAGAUAGAUCGAUAAUUCUUUAGAGAAUGUACGCCCUUCCUUCUCUGUACGAACCUGCUUAUAAGUAUAAAAAUUAUAAAUACUUUAAAAAUCAAAUAAAUCUUCGGUUUUUCAAUUA